Messenger RNA from Penicillium crustosum, 1497 nucleotides. RefSeq names its product cation diffusion facilitator family transporter. Bases 1 to 1497 code for a protein of 498 amino acids. NCBI's taxonomy places the organism in Eukaryota, Fungi, Ascomycota, Eurotiomycetes, Eurotiales, Aspergillaceae. Gene Ontology annotation, biological process: intracellular zinc ion homeostasis; zinc ion transmembrane transport. The transcript has 4 exons. Gene Ontology annotation, molecular function: zinc ion transmembrane transporter activity. Gene Ontology annotation, cellular component: membrane. The record is from RefSeq and is a predicted model, not a curated record.
AUGGGGCUGUCCAAAACAAACAGGAUUUUGAUCCUGCUGGUCAUCGAUACUGCGUUUUUCUUGCUUGAAUUAAUCACUGGUUAUGCCGUCCACUCCCUUGCCCUUGUCGCCGAUUCCUUCCACAUGUUGAACGAUGUAUUAUCAUUGUGUGUCGGACUAUGGGCAGUCAAGGUCGCAAACCGGGAGACCACCUCCAACACGUACACCUAUGGCUGGCAACGAGCAGAGACACUUGGUGCCUUGGUCAAUGGCGUGUUCCUAGUCGCCCUGUGCAUGUCGAUUUUCCUGGAGGCAACCCAGCGAUUGUUCGAACCCCAGGAAGUGCAAAACCCCCGAUUUGUUUGCAUUGUUGGCUGCUUCGGCCUAGCUUCCAAUAUCAUUGGAUUGGCGCUAUUCCAUGACCACUCCCACGGACCCGGCGGCCACGACCAUGGUCACGGCCAUGAUGAACACGACCAUGAUCAUGAUAUCGAGGCUGGUGAACAUGAUCACGACCACACCACAAUUGCCGAUCAGAGUGAGGACAUGGCGUCAGCUACCGCCGAACCAUCCCGGAAACAGCGCGACUCAAGGAGAUUCAGCACAGAACGCGGAUUCGUGAGCCCCGACGAUAUUCCCGUACUUCCCGAGAGACUGAGACAAGGAAUUAUCGCCGCCAGCCAAUACCGGAACGAACAAUCAUCGGAUUCGGAGAAUGGCCAUGAUGAGGAUGAGAUCCCAACUGAGCGUUCAGGUCUUCUGAGCCACCGUGAUCGCACCACCAACUACACCGAUGAGGAGGGAGCUCCAGUCAAGGUCCACGACCACCGCGAUGAAGAUGUCCACAAAUCUCACAACCAUGCUCAGCCCAAGCCGAAGGACCAUAAGAAGGGUCACAAUCACGAUCUCAACAUGCGUGGUGUCUUCCUCCAUGUCAUGGGAGAUGCCCUCGGAAACAUUGGUGUCAUCGUUUCUGCGCUUGUUAUCUGGUUGACGGACUACGAAUGGCGCUAUUACGUCGACCCGGGCAUUUCCCUCGUUAUCACACUGAUCAUUCUUGCAUCCGCCAUUCCGUUGUGCAAAGCUGCCUCGCGUAUCCUCCUUCAGGCCGUACCCCCCGGUAUGAGCAUUGAGCAUAUCAAGGAGGACAUCGAGGGUCUUCCUGGUGUCAUUGGCUCACACCACCUGCACGUUUGGCAACUCAGUGACACCAAGAUCGUGGCCUCAAUUCACCUCCAAGUCGACACCGAAAUCAAAGGUGAAGGUUCGGAGAGGUACAUGCGCCUGGCCAGACAGGUGAGACGCUGUCUCCAUGCCUACGGUAUUCACUCUUCGACUAUCCAACCUGAGUUUGCACCGGAAAGUGACACCGAAGACAAUGGACAAGCACCGUCCCGGGACACCGAUGACCACGUUCCCAGUCGGACUGGCAGUCUUCGGGAGGGUGACCCUCAAGCAUGCCUUCUGGAGUGUGACACAAACUGCGCCCGAGGAGGCCAGUGUUGCCCUAAAAAGUGA